This is a messenger RNA of Didymodactylos carnosus, 417 nucleotides long. The record is from the annotation of a GenBank genome assembly. NCBI's taxonomy places the organism in Eukaryota, Metazoa, Rotifera, Eurotatoria, Philodinida, Philodinidae.
AUACGUCGUAUACAUUGGUUAGCUGCUGUUCGUGCAACAUAUUUUGAAACAAAACAAGUCGCUAAUGGUGGAAAAAUGCUGAAUAGCGAAGGAGAAGCAGUCGACUUACUACAACAAGAAUUAGAAAAGGCUGAUAAUCCUGAUCAACGUGAUGGUGAUUUAAGAGAUCGUACUAUGUCAUUACAACAUGAUCGUAUGAGUGUAAGUGAAAGUGAACGUGCAGUUCUAUUACAAGAUAUUUCCACAGCAUCGACAUUGUCAAAUCUUGUAUCACAUAGUAAUAAACAUAUCGAUUCAUCUACAUCGUCGACGACUCCAAUACUUGCAGCAAGAAGAUUACAAGAACUAAAAAGGCAACAGACUACACCGCCAUCAUCGAUUAGCGAUGGUGCAGUUAAGAAGAGAAGUGAAACAUAA